AUGACCGGCUCCUUUUUCACGGUAGCAACACAGACGUCGUUGCGGCAGUCGGCAACCAACGACGAGUCACGUAACGCGUCCUCAGAAUGUAGUCCACGCUGCAGGAGCCUCAAGCAAGACAAGACUACGUUCCACUUGUUUGCUUGUCUGAUGCUCCACUUCCACCGACUGCCUAACACGGCUUCUUUCGACUACAGCCGAAAACUGGACGCCGCCGCAAUCGUAGCAGAUCGAGGCAAAAAACUGCCAACGCUGCAACGAAGUUGCGUGGCGCUGAGACAAGGCAUCGGCAACACAGCUACUCUUCAAUGUUUUGCGAAGACAAUGCCGUUCAGUCGUCAUCGUAGCUCCUCACCAUAA
Soboliphyme baturini is the source of this 360-nucleotide messenger RNA. Lineage: Eukaryota; Metazoa; Nematoda; Enoplea; Dioctophymatida; Soboliphymatidae. The record is from the annotation of a GenBank genome assembly.